AAAAGCUUUUUUUCGAGUUUGAUCGUUAGAAUAAACAAAUCGAUGUAAUACAUCAACCGUCAAAAAAUAAAUAAAAAAAAAGUUUAAAGUUUAUUUAGAGAUCUUUAUUUUUAAAUAACAAAAUUUAAUGAUAAACUACAUGCAAAUUUUUUGUUCUUCACGUUCUUUGCCUAACCUCCAUCUCUCUUACUUGGCAGAAUUCGUUUGUUUACAUAUAUACUCCAUCAACGAAUAAGACGAUAGUGGUUGAUUCAUCAGGUUGAAGCAUUUAUAUAUGCUUACUUCGAAUUUGACAGUGUCGUGUACACUCGUACACGUCGUUAAAAAUGCAAGUAAUGAAUUACUAUCUGAAAAAUCUGAAAAAUUAAGUCGAUUAAAUUCAACACGAAAUUUGUUUACUGGAGCGGUAUAACCUCUAAGUAACAUGUUAUCUUCACACGUAAUCGUGUUCCUUGCCGGUUUGCUCGGUGUUAUAACAUGUAACAACGCUUACAAUGACUUCUUCGACGAGGAAUUAAUGUUGAAGCCUCUGCCAAGUAAUCACGUUUACGCCUAUUUUCAAUUCACCACGAUAUGGGAAACAGCGAAACGUGUGGAAACGCUUCAACAUUCGCAUCUCUUUCCAAGGGGAUUGGGUGAGAUCAUAAGCCGGCACAAUGUCGAUGAGUUACAUGUUACUUUAACAGAAGGACUGUGGAAUUAUCAGAAAUGGGGAUAUCCUUUUCAUGAUGCUGGUCCUGGUGCUGAAGUCACUGCCUGGUUUAAUAAAAAUGUGACAAAGUUUUUUUAUAGUGUAGAUGAGGGAUGGAAGGGUCUGACAAACGCCUUGGCUGGAUUACUCUGUGCCUCUUUAAACUUUGUUGAUGCAUCUAACAGUAUGUCACCAGAGUUUUCUUUUCGUCCUACCGGAGUCACAGAUGAACCAGUAAAUUCUAGUCACUUACGUUACUCGUCUUUACCAAGAGAGAUAGUUUGCACUGAGAAUCUAACACCAUUCAAGAAGCUGUUACCUUGUGACUCUAAGCGAGGUCUAGCGACGUUGCUGAAUUCUGCACAUAUUCAUAAUACAAAUUAUCACUCCAUUGGAAUACAUUUCCGGUCGAUAUGUCGCGAUAUAACUUGCACGAGAACGUCUCUGGAACUUCGACAGACUGUCUCAUUGAUAUACGACACAAUGGCAGACAUAAGUCAGGAUUGGUCGAUUCGAAAAUUCUUUGGGAUGGGCCUGAAAGGCGCGUGUCCACUCGCUACAUUGAGCAAUAUAUACGUUGAUAUAUCUAACAACAAUACGAAUCACGUGUACGAAUUAACGCCACCGCCGAGCGCGAAAAUCCUGAGCUUACGUGGAGGGCAGCAGAACAAAAUAGCGGUGUACGACAUCCGGACACACUCCAGUAAAGGAAUGUUUAAUGUAGCCGCUGUACAUAGCACACCAAGAAUAAACUCUAUAAACUACCCCUCGAUUUUGUUCGCCAAUAGGUAUAUUAUAGGAUACGGCCAAGAGAGAGGCAGUUUGGUAACAAAGUUAUAUAACAAUUACUGGCAGACACUAGAUGUAAUCUUAUUGGAGAAUAUUCCAUGGUAUUUGUUAGUUUACUUACAUUCUAUCACGAUAACCCGAAAUGAUCAACAGAUUUUCCCAUUGGCACAGCGUUAUCUACCAGGGAAGGAAAGAAAGAGUCCGUACUAUUUGGAAUUAAUAUUGCGUCUGCCACCGCACUCAGUUACAAAGGUCUCCAUCGACAUGGAUUACUUGUUUCUCAAAUGGCAGGAAUAUCCGCCGGACGCUAAUCACGGCUUUUACAUGGAACCGGCGGUAGUAACGGCAUUAUUACCCAUAGCCAGAAACUAUACCGCUCUGCCGCUCGAUGGAAGUACAAUUACUUCGAGUUUCAACGCCUCGAGGGACAACUAUCUGGUACAAUUACGAACAGAGUCCUUGCUCAUCAGUCUUCCGACUCCCGACUUCAGUAUGCCGUAUAAUGUUAUAUGUCUAGCGUGCACGGCCGUCGCGCUGGCGUUCGGUCCGCUUCACAACAUUUCCACAAAGAGAUUGGUCUUGAAGCCUAUCGAGAAGGACUGGAAAGGUAAACUAUUUUCGUUCUUUGUAGGGAAGAUAUUCAAAGCGAAGAAAAAACAGGAUUGAAGAAUGUAAAUAAAUAUAUAUAUACACACAUACACACAAAACACAUACGUAUAUGUCUGUAUGUAUAUAUUAUAAAUUACGUGAACUGUACUUCUCGUCCAGAUGACUAAUAUAUGUAUUUACAUACUUCCGCUAUAAGGCUCUAUAGCAGUUUUAACAAACGAAUAUAAGAACUUUUCCUUUAUGCAACUUUUUAUAAUUACGAAAGGUGUGGAAUUCUCUUCUUUCUUGUAAUAACAAAUAUAUGUCUGUAUAAACUGAAUUGCUUUGCUUAA
This is a messenger RNA of Odontomachus brunneus, 2421 nucleotides long. It is a transcript of the gene PIG-T, whose product is annotated as GPI transamidase component PIG-T. Gene Ontology annotation, cellular component: GPI-anchor transamidase complex. The record is from RefSeq and is a predicted model, not a curated record. The transcript is spliced from 8 exons. Gene Ontology annotation, biological process: attachment of GPI anchor to protein. Lineage: Eukaryota; Metazoa; Arthropoda; Insecta; Hymenoptera; Formicidae. Bases 425 to 2146 code for a protein of 573 amino acids.